Molecule: messenger RNA, 4002 nt
Organism: Plasmodium cynomolgi strain B
Lineage: Eukaryota; Apicomplexa; Aconoidasida; Haemosporida; Plasmodiidae
Exons: 7
Coding region: 1537-4002 (821 amino acids)
Molecular function (GO): RNA polymerase II CTD heptapeptide repeat phosphatase activity
Source: RefSeq, a predicted model, not a curated record
AUGGAUACGGGAAAAAUAUUUUUGCCCCCCAACAUAGCUCUGCCGUGUAAGUUAAAAUGGGCUGUAGAUAACAACUCCAUAGUUAGCUCGAAUCAAAUAAUUGCGUUUGUCAUUGAGACAGGGCAGGACCGCAUUGACGCGGAGCGAACGGGAGAAUCGCACACGGAGAGAAGACCCCUCAUAGGGGAGUGGCCUACAGAGGAAGGCUCUUCCCAGCGGAGGAACUUCCAUUUGGGAAGCGGCGAAACGGAGGUUACAUCCUAUGGAAAAUCAAAAAACGGAGAAGAAGGAGAAGAAGAAGGGACAACCCGCUUAGCUAGUCAAAAUGGUAACAGCUGCGAAAUACGCAGCAGUUUAGGAGAUCAUUACACUGAGAAUCUUCAAAGAAGGGAAGCAGCCGAUGGUGUAGACAAGGAUGUAAUUGAUGAUGUGGCUAGCCAAGGUACCUUUCCAAACAGGGAAACAAGCACAGACACGAGAGACAACCGAGACGUAGGAAAUAAUAACUCGGAGGAGAGAAGAAACGAAUCGAUAAAUGAAAAAAAUAACUUCAUUAAUUUAAUUCUAAACAAUAAAAACAACUGUGAUAUUAAAAAAAACAGCUAUGUUACCUUGCGAAGUAGCAAUCAUGGCAGAAUCCGCAUAAUAAAACAGAACCCAAUUUUGGAAAAGGACGAAUAUAUCCACAUUAACUGUCCGAAUGAAUUGUUAUGCGAAAUUAGUGAUGAAAGGUGCAACCACGAAGUCAUUUUUUCGGGAUUAUGUACCAACUGCUUCUUAAACCAGGAGGAGAUUAACAAAAAUAAAAAAGAACAGAAAUAUUUUUUGUCUCCUGGGUUUUUAACCAACGAGAAGGAGUUGUACAUAAACACCGAUAAGGUGAUCGAUUUGGAGAAGGAACGAAUUAGUAAUAUCAUUAAGAAUAGAAAAUUGUGCCUUGUGCUCGACCUGGACAACACCUUGCUGCAUGCAUCUUUUUUUGUUAUCUCCAUAAAUAUGAACAGCGAUGUGAUAAACAUUACGACAGAUAUUGACGAGGAGUUGGAGGGCGAACUGGGUGAUGCCACGAUUUCCCCCCACCGCGUAACCGAUUUCCCAUUCGAGGAAAACUGCGACUCGUUGGAGGGCGGCGCGACGAACAGCAAGAAGGAGGAUAACGUGGAGGUAGAGGAGGCCCUCCCCCGCGGCGUCCAGGAGUUCGAUGCAGGUGGAGGCGCAGAUGGCGACGGCGAUGGCGAUGACGACGGUGAUGGUCACGGUGAUGGCGAUGUCGAUUGUGAUGUCGAUUGCAACGGCGAUGGCGAGGUCAGUUGCGAUGGCGACGGCACGUUGUGCCCCGAAAUGAACCAAGAAGAAAUGUACUCCAUUUUCUGCCAAAAAAAAAACAACGGAAUGGAUCACAUGAACAAAUAUCAGGACAUAAAAUCAAGCUAUGAAAAUUAUUGCGAUUUUUUGGCCAAAAUGAAUACCAUAAAUUUGUUAAAACAUAAUGGAAAAUUUAUACAUUAUGAAAAUUUGAAGGACAAAAAUAAAUAAAUGAAUAAAAAAUAUGAAAUAUAUUUGUACACUAUGGGGACUUUGGAGCAUGCCAAAUCUUGUCUGUUAUUGUUGGAUCCCCUUAAAAAAUUUUUUGGGAACAGAGUUUUCUCGAGAAAAGACAGCGUCAAUGGGUUGAAACACCUGAAUCGAAUAUUACCGACUUAUCGCAGUGUCUCCUUGUGUAUUGAUGACAGUGACUACAUGUGGAAGGAAAGCAGUUCGUGCAUUAAAGUACAUGGGUAUAACUACUUCCCCGAGAUUAACUUUUUAGAGGAUAUUAAAAGGAAGCCCUACUUUUUAACCAAAUUUUUUGCUAUGGCACAGUCCUACUUGAACUUCUCCUCCAACCUUUACGGAUUUAUUAAUUUUAAAUGCAGUGAAUAUGAAAGGAUGAGGAUUCAUCGUUUUAAAAGCGUGUUGUACAGCGAGUGCACAAGUUGGGGCGUCCCUUACAACGGCUCGAUGGCGCUGGGUGGUGCGUACCGGAUGGUCGAUCAGGGAUGCGCACAGGAGGGGGAGGAUGACCUCUGCGAAGGGGAGGAAUCAGGGGUACCCACUGGAGUAGCCGCUGGGGUAGCCGCUGGAGUAGCCGAUGAGGUAGCCGCUGGAAUAUCCUCCGGGGUAGCCUCGAGAUCUUCGCGUGGUGACUCCUCGCAGGUGGGUGGAUACCAUUUCGAGGCGGAAAGCACCUCAGUGAAGGGAGACAGGGAAGACGCCUUAGCUGUACGAAUAGGAAAUCCCCUUAGUGGAAAAAACGGAGACAGAAGCAAUGACAACGAAUUGGAGGAGUCCUUCGAGGACAGCUUCAUCGAUUUAGACAAAGAGUUCGAAACGGACAGCGAAGAGGGUGACAUAAGUGUGAUGGAUCCCGAGGUGGACAAUAACUCAUGCGACCUAAAUUUACAAAACGGAAUGGAAUUUUUUGAUGACAAACACAAUUAUCCCAAGGGGAAAGAAGCACCGCUGCAGCAUUUUAGUGGAGAGCACGUCGAAAGUAAUUUCAUCAUAGGAACGCAAAAUGGAGUUGUUAAGAAGGACCAUCUUCCGAAUUUUUAUCCAAAUGAUGGUACGUAUGAUCGUAUGAACAACCCAAAUGUAUUCUACAUGGAAAAUCUGACUGCGGAAAAUGUAAAUAAAAAUUACCCUCCACAUAGUGACAAUAAUUUUUUUGUAAAUGCAGACGGUGUGAAAGGAACAACCCCCACCAGUAGUGACCCCCUGAAUGAUAGAAGCUGUGCAGCUGAUUUGUUCCAAUCGAGAGUUCCGUACCUUGCUCGAGAGGAGCACAACCCGAUGGAUGCGCAAUUUGAGACCCCAGACCACUGCGAAGAUAAAAUGAAUAGAACAAAUAACAACAUCAACAGCUGUACAUCCGAAAGGUUCAUUCCUUUUGAGGACGAAAUUAUUUACAAGUUCAUUUCAGAGAGGAACUUUAGGAAGUACGAUAACUAUGUGGUGGGGUUCCUGCGCAGUUAUUUCGAGGGGGGGAGGCUGACCCGAGGGGGUGAAGCGGAAGAGGAGGGGGUAGCCGAUGGGGAUGCCAGUGUGGAUCCUAACGUUGGUGCUGAGGCAGAUGCUGAGGUAGAUGCUGAGGUAGAUGAUGAGAUAGAUGCUGAGGUAGAUAAUGAGAUAGAUGCUGAGGUAGAUGCCGAGAUAGAUGCUGACGUGGGUGACGAUGAGGACCGCCCAGCGGGUGGCGGGGAAACGGGCCGAGAAAGCAAAGGCGACGCGGAAAUUAAGAAGGAAAGGGAGGAUCAUCAACUCGAUCGGGGGGACCAUCUUUCCCGGGGGAGUCAGCACAUCGGGGAGGCCUCCUCUACACAGGACAGUGUAAAAAGAGUAGAAAAAAAUAAAAAACGAAAGGAUAGCAAUCAGAACAUUGGCAAAAACGGAGCAUCAAAUAAAAGUGAAUACUACGAAAGCUUUUGUAUACCCAAGAAUUUCAACGAAGGAAAUUUUAAAGAUAAUGAUAAGCAGCUACAUUAUUUGACAGCUAUACUGGAUGAAAUACAUCACAUUUUUUAUGAAAUUUUUGAGCAUUUUAAAAUACAUAAAACGAAUGAAAGGAAUGAAGAGGAUCAGAUAUACAAUUACUUUUUGCGUUACCCGAUAGUUAGGACGAUAUUGAUUGAAUUCCGCAGGAACGUUUUGAAGGAUUGCAUCUUCAACGUUUCGCAACUGUCCGAUGAGAUACGGAGGAGCGAUUUUAUGGAUCACAUUUUGAAGUUAGGCGGAAGCAUAAACAAUGACAACUACACGCAUAUUUUAACAGUAAACAAUUUGAUAAAAAAUGAGAAUUGGGAAGAUGCCAAGGUUACAAAUUUGAUGUGGAUUGAACGAGCCUUGUACACUUGGACGAAGGUCGACACGAAGCAUUACGACAUGAGCUCGUGGGACAAAACACACAGAAACUUCUGGGACGUCAUUGAAUAUGAAGAAAAAAAGAAGAAAAAAAUGAACUGA